This is a messenger RNA of Serinus canaria (Common canary), 1488 nucleotides long. Its product is annotated as TOG array regulator of axonemal microtubules protein 2-like. The coding region runs from base 1 to 1488 and encodes 495 amino acids. Gene Ontology annotation, molecular function: microtubule binding. Gene Ontology annotation, cellular component: cytoplasmic microtubule; cilium. Lineage: Eukaryota; Metazoa; Chordata; Aves; Passeriformes; Fringillidae. The record is from RefSeq and is a predicted model, not a curated record. The transcript has 11 exons. Gene Ontology annotation, biological process: microtubule cytoskeleton organization.
AUGGCAGGUGCCUUGCCCGGGGAUGCAGUGCCCAUGGCUUACCCUCUCCUUACAGUGACCUCGCAGAUGGCCACUGCUGCCAAGCGCCAAGAGGAGCCACUCCAUGGGCAUGGGCAGAAGGACAGAGCCUCCUCAGACCCACAGCAGGCCUUGCAGGAGGCACUCUCCUUGCUCAGCAGUGAUGACUGGGAGCUGAAGGAGAAGGGACUCUUCAGCAUCAAACACCUGGCUGGGUCCCAUUCAGAGGUCCUGCUUUGUAGACUCCAUGAGGUUUGCUUGGCAGUUACCAGCGAGGUGACCAACCUCCGUUCCAAGGUGUCCUACUCUGCAAUUGUCACUCUGGGAGAGCUCUUUGUGACCUUGAAGAAGAACAUGGACUCUGAGGUGGAUGAGGUUGCACGGGUCCUUCUCCAGAUGGUGUCCAACUCCCCAGACUUUGUUCAGAAAGCAGCCAGUCAGACCCUGGGGAUCAUGGUGGGGAAUGUGACUCCUGCACGAGCAAUGACUGCCCUCAUGGACAUGGGAGUCAAGAACCGCCAUGCCCAGGUGCGGAAGUGUGCGGCCAAACUCCUCCUGUCCCUGAUGGUGAGAAUUGGAGUCACAAAGCUCGCAGGCACACCCAGGGCUGAGAGGCUGGCACAUGUGGCAGGGAAGCUUGCUCAGGACUGUCACAAGGACACAAGGCAUUAUGGACAGGAGAUGGUGAAGAUGUUGCUGAGUCAUCAAAAAUUUAAAAUGCUUUUGGAACGAUCUCUUUCCACCCAUGACCUGGAAGAUAUCCUGACAAGAAUUAAGAAGAAAAUUUUUGAUUAUUUUGUCCUGAGAAUAUCUGACAGCCACAAGAAAGUGAAGCAGAAGGCUCUGGACGUGCUGGCAGAAAUCAUAGGACUCCUGGAAGAUGCCCUGAACCCAGUGAUGAUCCGUUUGGUGGAGGGAAUAACAAAGAACCUGAACUCAAAGGAUCCCAGGGUUCAUGCCACAGCUGUGAAGGCACUGGAUGAAUCUGUUGCUCAUUUGGAUAAAGUAUCACUGCUGAAAGAGUUCAGCCACCAAUGGAAUCAGCUGCGUGGCCAAGCUCUGCUGGAUGUCGCGGAGCGUAUCACAGUGCUUGUGGAGUGGGUUUAUGCCAGCAGCCCUGAAGUGGUCCAGCGCUAUGCCCUCCCCGUGCUCUGGUCCUGCCUGGAGAACAAGGCGCUGCCUGUGCGAAGCGCCAACGUCUGCGCUGUGGUCACCAAGCUUGCCUGUGCCCUUUGCGAGUUGAUGGGCACCCAGCUGAUUAAUCAUGGCGUGGGGGGCCUGAAAGAACUCCAGAUUGAGGACAAGGUGAAGGGCAAGCACGCUCAGCUUCACACAGAGAAGGAUGAGUGCACUUGGAGGCCAAUAACAAGUGACAAGUGUUCCUCAAAUCUGUACCGCAGCCUGGACAAGGAGCUGAGGAUAGAGACCACAAAUCUCCACGGCAGAACCUCGUGGAAGAAGCUGUUUUGA